AUGCCCAUAUGUGGAGAAGAAAAACUUAGUGAUGCUUUUGACAAGCCAAAUUUUGUGUCAUCUUAUGACAUUGGGAACUUCACCUACUUCUUUUUCCGGGAGAAUGCGGUGGAACAUGACUGUGGGAAAACAGUCUUCUCUCGUGCUGCUCGGGUAUGCAAAAAUGAUAUCGGUGGCAAGUUCGUGCUGGAGGAUACCUGGACUACCUUCAUGAAAGCUCGGCUGAACUGCUCUCGCCCUGGAGAAAUUCCAUUUUACUACAACGAACUACAGAGCACUUUCUUCCUGCCAGAAUUGGACUUGAUCUAUGGGAUUUUUACCACUAAUGUGAACAGCAUAGCAGCCUCAGCGGUUUGUGUUUUCAACCUGAGUGCCAUAACUCAGGCCUUUAAUGGACCCUUCAAAUACCAGGAAAACUCUCGCUCUGCUUGGCUUCCAUAUCCCAAUCCUAACCCUAAUUUUCAGUGUGGCACCAUGGACCAGGGUUUAUAUGUAAACCUGACUGAGAGAAAUCUUCAAGAUGCUCAAAAAUUCUUCUUAAUGCAUGAGGUCGUUCAACCAGUUAUUCCAAUUCCUUACUUUAUGGAAGACAACAGCCGAUUUUCCCAUGUGGUUGUGGAUGUUGUGCAGGGCAAGGACAUGCUUUUCCAUAUCAUCUACCUUGCCACAGACUAUGGCACUAUUAAGAAAGUACUUGCCCCAAUGAACCAGACUUCAAGCAGCUGCCUGCUCGAGGAAAUUGAACUCCUGCCAAAAAGUCAGCAAGAGCCCAUCAGGAGCCUUCAGAUCCUGCACAGCCAGAGUGUCCUUUUUGUGGGCCUUCAGGAACACGUGAUUAAGGUCCCUCUGAAGAGAUGUCUUUUUUACAAAACAUACAG
Molecule: messenger RNA, 878 nt
Organism: Pelecanus crispus (Dalmatian pelican)
Lineage: Eukaryota; Metazoa; Chordata; Aves; Pelecaniformes; Pelecanidae
Source: RefSeq, a predicted model, not a curated record